Molecule: messenger RNA, 273 nt
Organism: Symbiodinium sp. CCMP2592
Lineage: Eukaryota; Dinophyceae; Suessiales; Symbiodiniaceae
Source: the annotation of a GenBank genome assembly
AUGCCUCCAAAAGGCAAGGCCGCGGCGAAGGCGAAGGGCAAAGCAGCCGCAGCGCCACCGGAUGUGCCAUUGCUGGAGGUUCCAGCAGCUCCAGUCUGCUUGCCUUUGCCGGAAUCCUGUCAGCCUCGCUGCGCCGCGGAGCGCUGCCUCCUCUUCGCCUCGGAGGCCAAGAGCAGCUACAAGGUCCAAGCGCGGCCCUGGAGCCCAGGCGACACCCCAGACAAGGCCGGCCGCAGCUGCCAGCUCUUCUCCUCCAGCACAGGCAAGAGAUAG